Choloepus didactylus (southern two-toed sloth) is the source of this 6879-nucleotide messenger RNA. It is a transcript of the gene ERCC6, whose product is annotated as ERCC excision repair 6, chromatin remodeling factor. The record is from RefSeq and is a predicted model, not a curated record. Bases 302 to 4762 code for a protein of 1486 amino acids. Gene Ontology annotation, molecular function: ATP-dependent chromatin remodeler activity; ATP binding. NCBI's taxonomy places the organism in Eukaryota, Metazoa, Chordata, Mammalia, Pilosa, Megalonychidae. Gene Ontology annotation, biological process: transcription-coupled nucleotide-excision repair. The transcript has 21 exons. Gene Ontology annotation, cellular component: nucleus.
GCCGCGCGGCUCUGAGGUGAGUGUUCGGGUAGCCGGGCUGAAUGCCGGGAGGAGGCUGUUUGGGCCCCCCUCGGUCUCCCCGGGCGACCGCGGUCCCGGGCGCCUAGACGCCGGCCGCCGUGAUGGAGCCCAUCUGCGCGGGCAGCCGGAAGCCGCGUCUCGGUCGGGCGCGCACCUUCUUCCGGCCGGCGCACCUGUGGUCGGAAGUGACGUUACGCAGGCCCGCGACCACCCCUGUCUGACGGUUUUCUGCCGCUCAUCAGUCUCCCGGACUUCGAAGCAGGACCCCGCGUGCAGGAGGAUGCCAAAUAAUGGAACCCCCCACUCAAGUCCAGCCCAGGAGCAAGACUGUCCUCAAAGUCAGUGUGUUGGCAAUAAUGAAGAAAUGGUAAUCAAGCAAGAAAAUGGUGUGGCAGCGGUGGCGGCGUGCCCGCCCUCCUGUCCCUCCGAUCUCGGACCACCCACUUGCAUCGAGGAGGGUGGGCUGGAAGCUGCCAGGAGAGAGCCAGCCCUGCUGCGCAUCGACAGGCACCAGAUCCCGGCGGUGGAGCCAAGCGCACAGGCCCUUGAGCUGCAGGGCUUGGGGGUGGACGUCUACGACCAGGAGGUGCUAGAGCGAGGUGUGCUGCAGCAGGUGGGUGAUGCCAUCCACGAGGCCCGCCGCUCGGCCCAGCUCGCCGACGCCGAGAAGGAGUAUGGGUCGGUGCUGGAUGACCUCACGUCAUGUAUGACAUCUCUAAGGCAAAUCAAUAAAAUUAUCGAACAACUUAGCCCUCAAGCUACCAUCAACAGAGCCGUCAACAGGAAACUAGAUUCUGUAAAACGACAGAAGUAUAAUAAGGAACAACAGCUAAAGAAGAUCACAGCCAAACAAAAGCGUCUUCAGGCCAUCCUUGGAGGGGCGGAGGUCAGAGUUGAACUAGAACAUGCCCAUCUGGAGGAGGACGCAGAACCGGGGCCGUCCUGCCUGGGCAGCACGCUCAUGCCCGUUCAGGAGGCCACGUGGGAAGAGCUCAUCCGCACUGGCCAGAUGACGCCUUUCGGUACCCAAAUCCCUCAGAAGCAGGAGAGAAAGCCCAGAAAACUGGUGCUCGACGAGGCAUCGGGCUUUGAAAAGUACUUAGCAGAUCAAGCAAAGCUGUCUUUUGAAAGGAAGAAGCAAGCAGGGAAGAAAAGAGCGGCUAGGAAAGCUCUGGCCUCGGCCACCUCUCAGCUGAGCCCAGCACAGAAGGAAAACAAACAAAACAAGGGCAGUGACAGCCUCUCCAAAACAGACAAGCGCUUGAAGAAGCACAUCAAGAAACUCCAGAGGAGGGCGCUUCAGUUCCAGGGGAAGGUGGGAUUGCCAAAAGGAAAGCUGCCUUUGCAGGCAGAGGGGAGACCAGAGAGGGGAGAGGGCGACUCUGGAAGUGAAGAGUCCGAGUAUUUGCCUCCAGAGGAGGAGAAGGAAGAGGCGGACCUGUCCGAGGACGGUACCGAUUGCGAACUGAGACCUUUGCCCAGAGGUGGGAAACGGCAGAAGAAAGUUCCAGCGCAGGAGAUUGGCGAUGACUUUUUCCCAAGUUCUGGAGAAGAAGCAGAAGCCCCAGAAGGAAGAGCGGGUCGGAAAAUAGUGAGAUGCCGAGAUGACGGCGAUGAAGACUAUUACAAACAGCGGCUGAGGAAAUGGGAUAAACUGAGACUGAAGGACAAAGAAAAGAACCUAAAGCUUGAAGACGAAUCUGAGGAAAGUGACACUGAAUUUGAUGAAGGUUUUAAAAUACCGGGUUUUCUGUUCAGAAAGCUUUUUAAGUACCAGCAGACAGGUGUUCGGUGGCUGUGGGAAUUGCACUGCCAGCAGGCAGGAGGGAUUCUGGGAGACGAGAUGGGAUUGGGCAAGACCAUCCAGAUAAUUGCCUUCUUGGCAGGUCUGAGCUACAGCAAGAUCAGGACUCGUGGUUCAAAUUACAGGUUUGAGGGGCUGGGUCCAUCCAUCAUUGUCUGUCCAACGACAGUGAUGCAUCAGUGGGUGAAAGAGCUGCACACGUGGUGGCCUCCGUUCAGAGUGGCCGUCCUGCACGAUACCGGUUCCUAUGCCCACAGAAAGGAGAAACUAAUUCAAGAGAUUGCUCACUGUCAUGGGAUUUUGAUCACUUCUUAUUCCUACAUCCGACUGAUGCAAGAUGACAUCAGCAGGCACGACUGGCAUUAUGUGAUCUUGGAUGAAGGACACAAAAUUCGAAACCCGAAUGCUGCCAUUACCCUUGCUUGCAAGCAGUUCCGCACCCCUCAUCGCCUCAUCCUGUCUGGAUCACCGAUGCAGAAUAACCUCCGGGAGCUGUGGUCGCUCUUCGACUUUGUCUUCCCGGGAAAGCUAGGCACACUGCCAGUGUUCAUGGAGCAGUUUUCCGUGCCCAUCACCAUGGGCGGGUACUCAAACGCUUCCCCAGUGCAGGUUAAAACUGCUUAUAAGUGUGCAUGUGUCUUACGAGACACCAUAAAUCCAUACCUACUGCGGAGAAUGAAGUCAGAUGUCAAAAUGAGCGUUUCUCUACCAGAUAAAAAUGAACAGGUCUUAUUUUGCCGCCUUACAGACGAGCAGCAUAAAGUCUACCAAAACUUCAUUGACUCCAAAGAGGUUUACGGGAUCCUCAAUGGGGAGAUGCAGAUUUUCUCUGGACUUGUGGCUCUAAGAAAAAUAUGCAACCACCCGGACCUCUUUUCUGGAGGUCCCAGGAAUCUCACAGGCGCUGCGGAUCAGGAACUGGAAGAAAAUCAGUUUGGAUACUGGAAACGUUCCGGGAAAAUGAUAGUUGUUGAGUCCCUGUUGAAAAUAUGGCACAAGCAAGGCCAACGAGUAUUGCUCUUUUCUCAGUCAAAGCAGAUGCUGGACAUACUUGAAGUGUUCCUUAGAGCCCAAAACUACUCCUAUCUCAAGAUGGACGGGACCACCACAAUCGCUUCAAGACAACCUCUGAUUACAAGAUACAAUGAGGACACGUCCGUGUUCGUGUUUCUUCUGACCACUCGGGUGGGAGGCAUUGGAGUCAACCUGACCGGGGCCAACCGAGUCAUCAUCUACGACCCCGACUGGAAUCCCAGCACUGACACGCAGGCCCGGGAGCGAGCGUGGCGAAUAGGCCAGAAGAAGCAGGUGACCGUGUACAGGCUUCUGACCGCGGGCACCAUUGAAGAAAAGAUCUACCACCGACAAAUCUUCAAGCAGUUUUUAACAAAUAGAGUGCUAAAAGAUCCAAAACAACGGCGGUUUUUCAAAUCCAAUGAUCUUUAUGAGCUAUUUACUCUGACUAGUCCUGAUGUAUCCCAGAGUACCGAGACAAGUGCCAUCUUUGCAGGAACUGGUUCGGAUGUUCAGACACCCAAACGCCAUUUAAAAAGAAAAACCCAACCAGCCUUCGGAGCAGACCCUGAUGUUCCAAAGUGCAAAACGAUGUCUGAUCCUGAUACAUCCGCAAAUGAUGUGACAUCAUCUGAAGAUAAACCUAAACCUACAGGAGAUGAAGUAAAUGCAGUAACUUCUAAUCAAAGCAAUGCUUUGAAAGAUGAUCCUCAAUCCAGUAGUGAUCUUACAGUUAGCAGCAUCCUCGUAGAUGAGAAAUGUUUGCAGGCACAUGCAGUGUCCAGACUAGAGGGUUCAUCAAUGAUUACUGGAAAUGGGAAAUGUUCAAAUUCUCCAAGAAUCAGUGAAACACAUGCAGCAUCUGGUGAGGAAAGUAUUAUUGAUGAAAAGCAAGAGCUUUCUCAUAAAAGAGAAAGCUGCCAGGUUCUAACAGAAUCUAUUUCAGAGAAUGAACAUGGAGAAAAUAAUUGUUAUAAACACAAAUCAAAAACAAAGCAUCGUAGUGUGGCAUCAAAAGAGACCCUGGAGAAGCAGCCAACCCAGAAGCAAAAAUCUAAGAACUCCACACAUCGUAGAGACGCCAAGUUUGAAGGAACUCGAAUUCCACAUCUAGUGAAGAAGAGGCGGUACCGGAAGCCAGACAACGAAAACGAAAGUGAAGCAAAGGAACAGAACAAUGAUGAUUAUGUUUUGGAAAAGCUUUUCAGAAAAUCAGUCGGUGUGCACAGUGUCAUGAAGCACGAUGUCAUCAUGGAUGGCGCCAAUCCCGAUUUUGUGCUGGUGGAAGCAGAAGCCAACCGAGUGGCCCAGGACGCCCUGAAAGCGCUGAGACUCUCCCGCCAGCGGUGCCUGGGGGCCACAUCUGGGGUCCCGACCUGGACUGGCCAGCGGGGACUUUCUGGCACCUCAGCUGGAAUAAAGAGUAGAUUUGGUCAGAAAAGGAAUUCUAACUUCUCUGUUCAGCCACCUCCUUCAACAUCUCCAAAAGAAAAAUGCCAGGGCAGCGUAGUGAAGAAAGAGGGGAGAGAGAAUGUGCCAGAGCAUUUUAGUGGAAAAGCAGAAGAUGCAGACUCUUCGUCUGGGGCCCCCACUUCGUCCUCACUCUUGGCUAAAAUGAGAGCUAGAAACCACCUGAUUUUGCCAGAGCGGUUAGAGAGUGAAAACGCACACCUUCCAGAGGCUUCCAGGCCACCGCCCGCCACGACGGAGCACGAUGAUCUCCUGGUAGAAAUGAGAAACUUCAUUGCUUUUCAGGCCCAGGUCGACGGCCAGGCCAGCACUCGGGAGAUACUGCAGGAGUUCGAAUUCAAGCUAUCAGCAUCACAGUCCUGUGUAUUUCGAGAACUACUGAGAAAUCUUUGCACUUUUCAUAGGACUUCAAGUGGUGAAGGAAUGUGGAAACUCAAGCCAGAGUACUGCUGAUCAGCAUUGUUUCCUAAAACUUUGAAUCAACUUUUUAUAGUGGGAAUUUCUGAUUGUUAAUCUUAUGAUUAAUAAUCAUAUUUUUAUCGAGAGAAGUUGGAUGCACUUAAUGGUGACUUUGAAUGGUGUCUACCUCAUGAUUAAAACUUGAAAAAAGAAGAAACUCUUCCCCAAAGCUUCAGAGUUUUAAUAAUGCUAACUAAAGGAGAAAAUCCUGGGAUUGAUCUUUUCUUUGUUUAGGGCACUAUGAAUUAUGUUAUUAAUCAGGGACCUAGCAGUUACUUCUUGGGGCACAUUUGUUCUUUAUCCAGAGAAGGCUAUCAGGGAGUUCAUAACCUCUCAUUUAGAAGUUUGGGUAACAGAAAUUCGGGAUUUUUUUUAAUUGGUGCUAAAAACAUGUCAUAUAUUUUGUGUGACCUGUUCAACAAACUAGUUCAUCAGUAUCUGACAGCAAUAUUAUUUUGAUGCGUAACUUUUAAAGGUUUCAGUUUAUCAUUUGCCACCAAGAAAAAUUAAAGAAUGAAAUAGCAUGGUAAUACAUGAUAAGACAUGCAUUUGACACGAAGUUGUAGUGUAUUCAGUUGACACUAGCUGUGCUUUAAACAGAGGACGUCUAUUGUUCUCCCUGCAAUAACUGUUGGUUUUAAGAAAAUGAAAUGUCUUCUCAUAAAAUAAAAAAAAAUUCAAGCAGAACCAAAAAGUACAAAUCAAACAACACACACACACGCACACAGUCAUCACUCUAGAAUCUACACUCCAUAAAUAACCAUUCCUUUCUCGCUUUUUAAAUGCUGAUAGAUAUCUUCAAAUGUUUCCUAUUUUGUUCAGUUUGCUUUGCUAAAGGUGCUGGUUAUUUUAUAUUAGAACAUCAUUGUUCUCCUUAUAUAAUUGCUUUCCUCUCUUGUUCCUGUUUUGGUGGCUUGGGUUUUGGCUGUGUCUGUUCUGUUUCGGCUGGACUUCAUAUAUUUUCAGUUUUGUGAUGGUGCUGUUUGGGUCCUCAGUCUGUUUUUCUCAUUUCCUUCUCCUUGUCAUUUAUCAUGUCAUCUUUGAGAUGUUUUCUUCAUGAGACAUUUUGUUUGGUUCUAGGAUUAUGCUUUCUCUUGCUUGCCAUCUUUUCUCUCUCUCUCUCUCUUUUUUUUUUUUUUUUUUUUUGCCCUGUAUUAUGUUUGCCUUUAUCCCAUGCCAUUUCUUUAUACCUUAAAGUAGGCAGCUGGGUCCUGAUCUUUUCUUUGCUCUGCUCUGCGACCUGGAGAGAAGGGGCCUGGGCUGGGGCUGGGGAAGAGCCCCUGCUGGAGCUGCAUGCAGCUUUCUUUGGAGGACAUUGGGCUUGACUUCCUCUGUUCUGAGAGUUUGUUAAACCGCUUCUGCCAAGAAUCAUUCCCCAUAGACAGAGAUGUGUCCUACUGAGGAUUCAUGAUUCCCACCAGAAUUUUGUUUGUAAUUUUGGAUCCUGGCUUGUUCAUUUUUUUUCUGUUUUUAGUUUGUUUUAUUAUACAUUAAGAGAGGCAGAUUCUUUUUCUCCCCUCUGCCAUCAUUUUAAACAGUUCAGUAGAUAAUCCUAUACCUGAAUAGUUGGUUGAGAAGGAAGUCAAAGCUGACGAUGACUGUUUUGUUUCUGGGAAGUUCUUUAUUUUUAUUUUUGUAAUCCUUAGCCUACAAAAAAACUUGUGGUCCCCUAGCUGUGGGGGCGAAGUCCUGAUCCAAUUCAGUAGUGCAAAGCCUUUGGGCAUCAUAGCCAAUUCCUGCCUUCUCCAUUGUCUAAAAGCUGAGUUACACUGAGCUAGAGAAGUCGUAGCCUUCUGUUCCAGUAAGAAACACCAUUGCUGCAUGCAACGCUGCAGAAAGGGCCAGGCGCUGCUGGUUCCAGUUCGUGUCCCAUUUCUGCCCCUGACACGCAGGCACUUUGGCCACCGCGCUGCACGCCGAUAUCACGGAACAAAGUUCUCGUGCCUCGCAAGCGGAGGGACUCCCAGAACAAGGCUCUAGGUAUAAUGGGUCACCAAUGUAGAGUAACUUAGGCAUGGGAUAAAAUCUAAUUUGGGGAAAUGUAGAUAGAUUUAAUGUAUGCAAUGUGUUCUAUCAGUGUGAAGCUACAAAUAAAGAAUUUUUAACCUUUA